Spirodela intermedia is the source of this 6610-nucleotide messenger RNA. NCBI's taxonomy places the organism in Eukaryota, Viridiplantae, Streptophyta, Magnoliopsida, Alismatales, Araceae. The record is from the annotation of a GenBank genome assembly.
AUGGCUGCGGAUCCACCGGAGGAGCCCGCGAAGGUGGAGGAGAGGCCGCCGACGACUCCAUCCAGCGCUGCGCUGCUGGAUUGCCACAGUAGCGAGGAGAUCAAGGCCGUCGCCCGGAAGUACGCGGAUCACCCGCUGCAGAACUCCGACCCCGGUGUGUGGGCUGUCCUCACAGCCAUCUCCAAGAAUGCGCGGCAGCGACCCCAGGUGCGCGUCAGUGGAACCCUACCGGUUAUGUCUCCUCCUCCGUUGUGGCGUCAGAGAUUCUGCGCCGUACUCCGUGCAUGACUUGGGAUCUCUCAACGAAAUAUGGUCACUGUGGGAGUGGGCCUGAGGGAUAUCAGAUGGAAUGUUUCUACAUUAUUAUUGUAGAGGAAAAAAAUAGUGCACUCUCAGUUAAUCUGGAGGAACUAAAUGCAGCAAGAUAUGUGGUCGGUAGAAUGUAUUAACUUAAUUACUAGAACUAUGACUGGCUUGGUUACUUUUUAUUUUUCAAUUUGUGCGCUUAUCCAUUUAACGUGACAAAGGAGAGUAUUCUCAUUGGAUCAGGGAAUGAACAUUAUACUCACUGGGGACCAGCAUUGCAUCGGUAGACUAGUGGACGAUCACAGUUUCCGUAUAAGUGAUAUCGCCAUUAGCGGAAGCCAUUGCAGAAUUUUUAGAGGAAACGUGACAGUUAACGAAGACGAGGUGGUCGACUCUCCUGUUCCAGCUUUCUUGAAAGAUACAAGGUGCGGCAUGGAAUGAGGUUUUUUGAGUCUCUUUGCCCAAUUCAAUUCAAUGUAGAACUCAGGCUACCUUUUUCUUUUCUGUUUUGUUGUCGCCUCUGCAGCACCAAUGGAACAUUUCUGAACUGGAGCAAGCUUAGGAAAUCAUCUCCGGAAGUUAGACUUCAACAUGGCGAUAUUAUAUCUUUUCUGGGUCCCCCUCACGAGGGUAAAAAAUGUUUGUAUUUUGUCUGAAGUUGUUAAAUAGUUUCCUAGAACGUUUAGUCGUUAUGGCGCAUGCAGAGAACAAAUGUGCUACAUUGUCCACCAAAGUCCGCCCAGAAAAAUGUUGCUCUGAAUUUCCUAGGGAUUGUGUAUCCAUUUCUAUAACUCUGCCUUCGGUUUCAUCUUUUAUUUUUAUCUCUGCUUUACACGCUAUGCUUCUCCUCUAUUUCAUCACUAACUUUUUGUGAACUUGUUUACUUGCAACUGUCAAAAAGGGGACGGCAGGGUUUAUAGGAAAAUGGAGGAAAUGCCAACAGUUAUGCAGCAUUGUGGGUCAAUAAUCAGAAAAGCAAUCCUCAGGGAACUGCUUCUAGGCCCUGGGGUAAUUAACACAACGAAGCUGCUGCAUUUCAAAAUAAAUAUAAUUUUAAAUGCCUCUUCGGAGUUAUAUUUUCAAGCUUUUUAUAUAAAUUAUUAUCAUUUCAAAUUUUAGUUUGGGAGCGAAAAUGGCUGUAGUAUUUAUGGCGACUUAGCUUCGAACCUGACAAAAGUAUGACAAAAGCCCUUGCGAAAUAAAAUAAGUAUAGAAAAUGUCAAUGGUCUUGUAACACUGUAAACAAAUAGUGGAAUCGAAAUUCAAAGAAUUGCUUCUAGACAUUGGGGAUAACUUGGUAACGUGGCUGGUGAUAGUUUUUGUUUCCUUUUUGCCAUCAUGAUUGCAAUUUUUUUUCAUAUUCUUCAUAAUAUCUGCCUGAAUGUGACACAAGUUUAUUUUUACUCUGAAUUAUUUUCUUCUUCUUUUUUACAGAGAAAGCUUUUGCCUUUGUGUUUCGAGAAGUAUCUUACUCCCUUUUUUCAAAUGGAGCAGUUGUGAAAAGGAAAACAGGUAACAUCUUUGGUCAACAUCAUUUGUAUUCGUAUCUUUUUAUCCUCAAUUACUUUUGUUCAUGAAUUUUUAGUAAAAUCCAUAUCUCAAAGGAUCUUCCACAUCAGUUUUUGUUGUUUGAUUACUUGUACUAUGACGAGUAGGCCUAUCGCAUUUGGAACUUCUCUACUUGUUUGUUGGUAGCUGGACCGUGUAUUUUUUAAAAGAACGCAGUUCUUCUGUGGUGGCUGUACUCUCCAUUUAUUGCUUUGUUCGAGGUAUAAUUCAAAGAAUCGACUAAAAGAGCUUCACCUAAAUUGGCUUUUCCUUCACUAACUUUAAUGUUGGGAAUACUUCCUCAAAGUUCGGCAUAUCAUGAUGCUUAUGUGAUAAUUUUUUUGUUAGAAAUGCAAUUUACUCCUGAAGGCAAGAGGGUGAAAGGUAUUGGCAUUGGGGCACCUGAGGGUCCCAUUUCGCUUGAUGAUGUCCGCAGUCUGCAGCGGUCCAAUACGGUAUUGUCUGCAAAUUUAUUUGAAACUGGAAGUUAUCAUAAGAGGUGUUAUGAGACAUUUAUGGGUGUUAUGUCUAUCUACAUCGUGGAUAUUUGUCAUGGACACAGGCCCUAAGAAAACAACUGGAAUCUCAUGUUCUCACCAUAGAGAAUAUGCAUGCUGAAGCCCGGACCUCCAUCAGUCAUCACGAAAACGUAUGCUCUUCUGUAUUGUCCUGCUACCUUUUGGGAAGUUUUGUUUCUAACUAUCUUGUAUUGUAGCAGACGAACAUGUAUGACCAGAUGCAAUGUCUAGAGUCUCACUCAGCGCCUGUUGAUUUCCUUUCUCUUUUAAUCACCUGUAUUGUGUCUGUAUUUUUGAACCGCCGCAAUAUGUUGUGUUAUCCUACAUUUUUCUUGGCUUUGUGACUCUCGCAACUGACCGGUGUAAGAAACUGUCAUAUGCAUAUCUAGGAGAAUUUACAUGUUCUGGGCCAUCUUUUUGGAUACCAUGCUCAGUUAUUUGUUUACAUAAUUUAUUUUCAGGAUUAUUUACUUGGCAGUUUGAGAGGAAAAUAGAACAUCUGAGUAGACAACAUGAUUCAAUUAGUGAAUGGGACAGAAGCUAUUUCUGUUCUCCGUUCGUUUUGGCUUGAGAUUGCUUGUUUUUAGCUGAGGCUUGAAAUAUAAUCCAAGAUUGAUUGUACAUUUCUCUCAUUCCAUAAAGAAAACGAAAUUGAAUUUUUGUUAUUCUCUAGAUCCUGACAAGUGUUCUAAUGAUUUGACUAGGCAUUCAGACGCAAAAAAACAGACGAAAUCCUUUUCUAGUUUAGGGCUGCGUAUGGUUCUGAACUAUUUUAACCAAGAGAGUAAUUACUAUUACAUGCAUUUUCCAGAGUUACACGUAGGACAAGAUAUUUAUUGAUCAUUGUACAGAGGAUUCUUCUGAGCUUUAUUUUAAGAAAAGAAGAAAGACAUUGCAUGUUGGAAAGAUUAAAAUGACCCUGUUAAGUAAAUGUGCUCCAUGAUUUUUCGUCAUUUGAACAUGUGAGAAGCUAUUUCGAUUCUCUCUCUCUCUCUCUCUCUAAAAUUUUAUUUCAUUAUCAUCAUGAUUUUCUUAUGAAUCACAUAUUUUUCCGAAGCAACGACCGGUCUUUACUUUCAUUUUUUGAAAGUGGAUAGUACCACUGGCUUUAUGGAUUGAAAAAGGCAAUGUUUUCACGCUUUUUUCCUGUUGAUCAUGUGUUCAGUGCACCUACUGAACCUGGCAAUGCAUUAUCAUUAAUCAUAACCUAUCUGGUGAGACAGAUUUUGACAUACCUGAAUAACAUUUUUCGUAGGAAAUAAAAGAGCUCAGAGAAUCUCUCUCAAAUUCAUACCUCGAUCAAAUUAAUGAGUUGCGGCAGAUGCUGGGGGUCAAGCAAAAGGAACUCGAUGAUGUUAAUACAAUUUCAGCUGAACAUCAACAAUCCUUAAAGGAUCUAAAUGAAAGGCUCGCUGCAUCCGUGCAAUCUUGUGCUGAGGCUGAUGACAUAAUAAAGAGGUAAGGGUGUGACAUGGAGGGUGGCUGUCAAUCAUCAGAAAAAAAGAAUGUUCAACACAUUUUCUGCCUGAGAGCCUCUUUUUGUUCCAACAUCUGUUUUCUUAAAUUAUUUUUUCAAUGGCCUCUGAUGGUAAAAAAAAACUUUUUCCCCUUCAGUCAUAAGGGAACUAUAUUAGAGCGUGAGGCCCAGUUAGAUGAAGAAAGAAAUCAGAGAAGGGCAGAAAGAGAAAAGGCUGCGGCAGAUCUAAAAUCCGCAUUGCAGAGGGUUCAGUUGGAAGCUCAAGAGGAAAUUAAACGACAAACUGAUGUAUAUUUACAGCAGCACAGGGAGCAGCAGGAAUUUAUUGUUAAGCUCCAGGUUAAGGAAGUGUACAUGCUUUCGCAUAAAUUUUAUAAUAAAUUCAAAAAAAAAAGUUCCCCGCGAGUAACUAUUGUGUAUUGCACAGGAUUUUGAGAAAGAAAGUCGAUUCCUUGUUGAAACCUUGCGAUCCAAACUGGUAACAUUUUUGCGACUUCCUUAGAAGAGGGCAGCUUUAACUACAUCUCUGAACUGGCAUAUCUUAUUUAUUGAUUCCUCGUUCUGUUUUCUGUGGAUCAGGAAGAGACACGGGAUAACCUUGUAACAUCUGAGAAGAAGGCUAGGCAGUUGGAAGCCCUGCUCCAAGAGGAGCAAACACUGCGUGAAAGCCACAGAAAAGUAUGCCCCACUGAUUAGCAUAUGAUUGACUCCCAGAAAAACAUCUGAAAUGUGUUUUUCCGUUUGCUCUUAUGUUUGAGUUAACCUCAUUUUGAUUUUUUUCUUUUCUCUUUGUUCAUACAGAGAUCUGAAACCUUGGAAUUGGAGGUAAGAAGACUGAAGGGGGAGCUUGAAAGUGAAAAGGUAGAAAAAUGUUUCUGUUUUACCUGGAUCUAAAGCGUUUAUGCUUCGAGGCGUGUUAGUCCUUCUGAUCGAACUAAGUUUAAUUUUAUCAGUUGAAAAUUCUUGUAAAAAUCAUUCUAUACGGAGAAUAUCAAUGACGCAAUAUAUUUUCUGAUUCAGCAUUCAAUAGAGUGUCUUUCUGAUGAAAAUCUGUAAUCAAACUAUCGAUCCAUGAUAUUGGCACAUCCAUGAGCGACCAUAGGGCUUUUCUUCAUGUAUUCGGCUUCUUAUGCACGUCAUCUCAUUUAACCAUAUCUAUCAUAAAUCUUACCAUAAAAAUCAACUAAUCAUGAAUGAAAUAAAGCCCACAUUAGUUUAAAUGGUAGGAAUAUACGCCACAGACAAAGCGUUGCGGUGUUAAAUGUUUGUAAAUUGAGACAAACGUCCUCCAAAUUUUUAGAUAUAUAUGAUGGGAAUAACAUGAGCUUAUUGAACCACUGUCACCAACUAGACUCUUGCAUAGACAAGAGCUUGAACUGUGGACUGUGAUGGUGGGGUUUCAGUGAUUCUUCCCCAUCUAAUCCUUCUACCUUUAUCAGCUUGUCUCGAUAGGCCACCUGGGCAGAAAAAUGUAGGAAGUCUCUUGAAGCCUUAUCUCCUUUUGGUGGCACAUUAAUCAUUGGGGAACCAGGCUUCUAUGGUAAUGAUAAUAAUAAUAAAAAUAAUAAUAUCCUUUCGUUUGAUUACAAGCCGCUUUUUCAUUGAUGUGGGCUCUUCAUGGGACGUUUCUUCUUGCCGUUGAGAGGUAAAAUUUUAACUUUCAGCUACUGUAAAAGUUUCAAUCUAUGUAUUCCCCUUAGAUUGUUCUUGGGCAUCCUCACCCUGAUAUGCAUUUCUUUAGCAGCUACUGUAAAAGCUGCUUAGAUUGUAGGCCACUCGAUCCUAAUAAAUCCGAUUUAACCUGCUUUGAGCCCAGGAUAUUGAUUCUGAUAUGCAUUUCUUUAGCAGGUCGCCCGGGAGGAGGCGUGGGCGAAGGUUUCUGCUCUUGAGCUCGAAAUCGCCGCCGUCAUUCGGGAGCUUUCCACUGAGAAACAGAGAUUCCAGGGGGCCAGGGAGAGGCUGAUCCUCAGGUGAGCUCCAAGGAUUCUCAGGGGAUUGCAUCGAUCAGACGCAGAGAACUGGCUAAACAGGCGGGGCUUUGGUGCGCAGGGAGACCCAGCUGCGCGCAUUUUACUCCACCACCGAGGAGAUCUCUGCUCUGUUCACCAAGCAGCAAGAGCAGCUCAAGGCCAUGCAGAGGGCUCUGGAGGAUGACGACGACGACUGUGACGGCGCUCUGGCGUGCGAAACCGCCCUUCAGGGAACUCCCCGGAGGAACUCCCCGGCGGCGGACAGCCGCGGCGGUGACGAGGACUGCACUCAAGAUAUGGAGCAUGUUCCAGAGACGGAGAGCCCUGGGCAAGCUGAGGCUCACGGCGAGGGUGGCGACGUGGUGGGGGAGACGAUGCAGCUCGAGGACGACGCCGGCGGUGGCAGCUGCUCCCAGCUGCCGAUGAGGACGGCUGAUCUCUUGGCCUCUGAAGGACUCGGCAGCUGGGCCAACAGCACGGCCCCGUCUGUUCACGGCGAGAACGACUCCCCCCCCAGCGGCGGCGGCGGCGGUGGCCGUGGUUGCGCCGCCGCCGCCGCCGCCGCCGCUUCGGUGCUCGGCAGCUUCGACGCGAGCCAGAACAACGCUACAUUUCCGAUUCCGAGCGUCGCCGGAUUACAUGAACAGUUCUCCGCCAGCGGCGGCGGCAAGGGGGAGUCCAUGUCGGAUGCUGAAACAGAGGAAGGCGGCGAUAGCGGAGGAGAUGAAGAUGACAGUGGGGGAUCAAUUGGAAGUGGCGAUCUUGUGAUGAUUCAAGAUUCGGUGGGAUAA